GUAAUCCUCUAGAAUUAGGUUACUUUAAGGCGGUUUAAGUUUCUCUAUAUAUACACAUAACAACAUUACAUGAAAGCCAACAAAAAAUACACAAGAAAAAAUUUACAUUGAUUCUUAUUCUUAAGCAAGAAGAGAGAAAACAAAGAGUCUACAACAAUGAUCGUGUACGAGGAUAUCAUUAGUGGCGACGAGCUAUUGUCCGACUCGUACCGCUGCAGCGAACUCUUCAAUGGGUGUCUUUGGGAGGUAGAAGGGAAGUGGGUUGUCAAAGGUGGUCACAUUGAUGUCGACAUUGGUGCCAACCCUUCAGCCGAAGGAGGAGAGGAUGAUGAAGUUGUUGAAGACGAGGAGGGUGUCAAGGUUGUCGACAUUGUCGAUAACUUUAGGCUGCAAGAACAACCUGCCUAUGAUAAGAAGCAGUUUAUUGCAUGGGUUAAGAGGUACAUCAAGAACUUGACUGCUAAGUUGGAGGGUGAUAAGGCUGAUGAGUUUAAGAAGAACGUCGAGGCAGCAACAAAGUUUCUGAUGUCGAAGCUCAGUGAUCUUCAGUUUUUCGUGGGUGAGAGUAUGCACGAUGAUGGUGCUACGGUCAUGGCUUACUACAAGGAUGGUGCUACUGAGCCGACUUUCUUGUACUUCGCUCAUGGUUUGAGGGGAGUCAAGCAUUGAAGGGUGCGAGUGCUAAGGGACUAUAGACUAUAGUAGUGUUUGGCAUAAUUCUAGUCUUUUAGAUUUGGUUAUUCUGUUGUUUAAGUUUUCUUUAAUUUCUGCAUUAUUUUGGUUAAAUUUUGGUAUGUACUCCGUAUUAAAUUUCCUAAACGCAAUAUAAUUCUUACUUUCUUAGCAUAUAUUGAAAUUAAUUUUUUUUUUAGGCUAAUAUCUUUAAUAGUACCAGAUU
Messenger RNA from Chenopodium quinoa (quinoa), 898 nucleotides. RefSeq names its product translationally-controlled tumor protein homolog. The coding region runs from base 157 to 669 and encodes 170 amino acids. Lineage: Eukaryota; Viridiplantae; Streptophyta; Magnoliopsida; Caryophyllales; Amaranthaceae. The transcript has a single exon. The record is from RefSeq and is a predicted model, not a curated record. Gene Ontology annotation, molecular function: calcium ion binding. Gene Ontology annotation, cellular component: cytoplasm.